UGAACCCCGGCUUAGACAAUGAGGGGUGGGACAAAACUGUAGAUUUUAAAAUCUGUAAUCUAACCCCUAAAUCAAGAACAUUUCUCAAAGAUAUGCCACGACACGAUAUGCUCUGCAUCACGGCGAUCUUCACUAUAUUUCGCGUGAGGAAGUAGGACUGAUCGGAUUGUGCGUGAAUGAAAACUGAACUGUAAAGAGUUGGUUUACAGCGAGAGUGCCAGGAUGUGGAAAAAGUUAAGGAUCCAGCACAUCUGGAUAUGACUUGCGCCGCUGAUUUCACUAUAUUCGCCGUUAGGAGAUAACAGUUUUAUGUUUAGAGUAACGACAGACGAGUUUCAGAAACAGAUGAACUUUGAUCAACUUACUUCGUGAGUGAGCGCAAGACGAAAAUCAGACAUGAGGGCUUCUGAGAUGCUUGCUGUACUGUUUGUUUUGGUGUGUUCAAGGAGAUAUGCAACUCUUGCAGAUGAAGGUGAAGAGAGCAAUUUACAGUGCAGCUGUGAGAGCCAGUCUUGCAUAGACAGCACCUGCUUGGGACGUAUUUGCUUCUACACUUCUGUCCAUGAGCGGGUAACCAGGGGCUGUUUUUCCUCCGGCGAGCAAUGCCAUGUGCCUGAUGUGCCUAAUGUGUAUACCAAGUGCUGCUUCACACAUCUCUGCAAUGCAAACAUCACUGUGCCUGAAAAAACCGAUGAAAACUCCACCAGAGUGAUUGUGCUGGUGGGAGUGCCGUUGUUGGUGCUGCUGGUGUUGUCUAUGGUAGCCUGUGGGCUCGUGUUGUGGCUCCGUUCAAGGCGACAGCACCACCAGCUGGUGGAACACGACACUUCCAUGCCUAAAGUCCCCAGUGGAGGGGACCCAACAUAUGGGGAUAUCUUUGAUGAGUUUUGCACGUCGGGCAGUGGGACCGGCCUGCCUUAUCUGGUUCAGAGGACCAUGGCUCGACAGAUCUCUCUGGCUGAAUGUGUUGGUAAAGGGCGUUAUGGAGAGGUAUGGAGAGGCACCUGGAUGGGAGAGAGUGUUGCUGUCAAGAUUUUCUCCUCUCGUGAUGAACAGUCCUGGUUUAGAGAGACUGAAAUCUACAACACGGUCCAACUAAGGCAUGAAAACAUCUUGUGCUUCAUAGCUUCAGACAUGACGUCUAAAAACUCGAGCACUCAGCUGUGGCUGGUCACACACUUCCAUGAGUUGGGUUCCCUCUAUGACUUCCUGCAGUACAGCACGCUGGACCCCGAGAGCUGUCUGCGCAUGUGCCUGUCCAUUGCCAGCGGCCUCGUGCACCUCCACACGGAGAUCCUCAGCACACAGGGCAAACCGGCCAUUGCACACCGAGACCUGAAGAGCCGCAACAUCCUGAUGAAGAGAAAUGGCCAGUGCUGCAUCGCAGACCUGGGCCUGGCUGUCAUUCACUCUCAGUCUAAUGAUUAUCUGGAUGUGGGCAACAACCCCAGAGUGGGCACCAAGCGUUAUAUGGCACCGGAGGUCUUGGAUGAGAGUAUUCGUGUUGAUGUAUUUGAGUCCUAUAAACAAACUGACAUCUGGGCCCUGGGUCUCGUCCUGUGGGAGAUAACUCGUCGAACUGUUGUAAAUGGAAUUGUGGAGGAGUACCGACCGCCGUUCUUUGACGUGGUGCCCUCUGAUCCAAGUUUCGAGGAGAUGAAGAAAGUGGUGUGUGUUGACCAGCACAGGCCCAGUCUUCACAAUCGACUACACUCUCAUCCGAUCCUGUCUGCAACUGCGAAGAUUAUGAAAGAGUGCUGGUUCCAAAGCCCUUCAGCUCGACUCACUGCUCUGCGUGUGCGAAAGAGCCUCUCCAAACUGGACCAGGACCAUGACUAUGACAUAGACAAGCUCAAACUGGACCUCUAGAAUAAACCUCCUGCCAUGCAUUUCCAAGGAAGUUAAAUUCUGACGGCCCCACAUGCUAUAUUCAUCCAUAUAAAUACUUUCAGACUCUUUUAAAGGGCUUUUCAAGCUUCUUGUCUUAAGGCUCCACUGAACAUGGUUUAUCUUAUCAUGUCAUUGGUUGACUGUGGGAAGUCAAGGCCAUAACUCUGCUGUUAAAUGUUUCUCCUCAAAUAUAUCCACACGACUGCUCUUCUAGGGCCUGCAUAUUUCAACACAGUGACUCAUUUAUCACUGAAAUUAAAACAAGGAUGACAAACCCGCAUAAAAUCU
Carassius auratus (goldfish) is the source of this 2178-nucleotide messenger RNA. RefSeq names its product activin receptor type-1. The coding region runs from base 397 to 1869 and encodes 490 amino acids. Gene Ontology annotation, biological process: heart development; cellular response to growth factor stimulus; protein phosphorylation. Gene Ontology annotation, cellular component: BMP receptor complex; plasma membrane. Gene Ontology annotation, molecular function: ATP binding; transmembrane receptor protein serine/threonine kinase activity. NCBI's taxonomy places the organism in Eukaryota, Metazoa, Chordata, Actinopteri, Cypriniformes, Cyprinidae. The transcript is spliced from 10 exons. The record is from RefSeq and is a predicted model, not a curated record.